CUCACCAUCACCAAUCCCAUCAACGCACACGCACACGCGCACACGCACACGCACGCGCACAGCAUGGCCCCAUCCCGCGCUCCUCCUCUCUCUGGCGAAGAGGCCGAGGCUGCCCUCGCCUCCCAGCUGGAAGAGGACGUCCGUCUUGCCCAGUCAGGCGAAGCAUCCUCCUCCACCGUUCUUGGAGCAGACGCAUCCAAGGACGUCACUGCCGCCUCCUCCUCAUCCUCGAGCGCAACCCCCGCCGCCCUUCGCCAGCCCUUUAGCUCCGCCGACCUCUCGGAGCCUACACUCAAGGCCCUCGAGGCCAUGGGCUUCUCGACCAUGACUGAGGUUCAGGCGCGAACCAUCCCCCCGCUCAUGGCGGGCAAGGAUGUCCUUGGCGCUGCGCAGACUGGUUCGGGCAAGACGUUGGCCUUUUUGAUCCCUAUUGUGGAGAUGCUGAGUAGGCUCAAAUUCAAGCCACGUAACGGUACGGGGGCCAUUGUCAUUUCCCCUACCCGCGAGCUGGCGUUGCAGAUCUUUGGUGUAGCAAAGGAGCUAAUGGCACAUCACCACCAGACAUUCGGAAUCAUCAUGGGCGGCGCAAACAGAAAGGCCGAGGCCGACAAGCUGCAAAAGGGCGUCAACCUCAUCAUUGCCACGCCCGGUCGACUGCUGGACCAUCUCCAGAACACAAAGGGCUUCGUCUUCUCCAACCUCAAGACCUUCUGUAUCGACGAGGCGGAUCGUAUCCUUGAGAUCGGCUUCGAAGACGAGAUGCGUCAAAUCGUCCGCAUCCUACCCAACGAGUCUCGCCAAUCCAUGCUCUUCUCCGCGACGCAGACCACCAAAGUCCAAGACCUAGCCCGCAUCUCCCUUCGACCCGGCCCGCUCUACAUCAACGUCCACGCCGACCUGGCCGCCUCGACCGUCGCCAAGCUCGAACAAGGCUACGUAGUCUGUCCCUCUGAGGGUCGUUUCCUCCUCCUCUUCACCUUCCUCAAACGCAACGCAAACAAGAAAUGCAUCGUAUUCAUGUCCUCGUGCAACUCGGUCAAGUACCACGCCGAACUGCUCAACUACAUCGACAUCCCCGUGUUGGACCUACACGGAAAGCAGAAACAGCAAAAGCGAACUUCGACCUUCUUUGAAUUCUGCAAUGCGCCCAAGGGCACGCUACUGUGUACGGAUGUGGCUGCUCGCGGAUUGGAUAUACCAAAGGUGGACUGGAUCAUCCAAUUCGACCCGCCCGACGACCCGAGAGACUAUAUCCAUCGCGUGGGGCGAACGGCUCGAGCUGGGAAAGCAGGCAAGAGUCUCCUCUUCCUCUUGCCAGAGGAGUUGGGAUUCCUCCGUUUCCUCAAGGUGGCAAAAGUACCCCUCAACGAGUACACGUUUCCCAAGGGCAAGGUGGCUAAUGUGCAGGGUCAGUUGGAGAAGUUGAUCAGCAGUAAUUACUACUUGCAUCAGAGCGCUUUGGAGGGGUAUAGGAGCUACUUGCAGGCGUAUGGGAGUUACUCGCUCAAGCGCAUCUUCGAUGUUCAUCAGCUUGACGUCGCUGCUGUUGGGAGGGCGUUUGGGUUCAAGGUGCCGCCGAAGGUGAAUUUGGGCAUUGGAGGUAGUCUCAAAGGGCAGAGCGGGCAGAGUGGGCAGAGUGGGCAGGGGGCGGGGAAGAGGAAGCACGCAGAUGGAGGUGAGGAGGAUGAGGUGGUGGAGGACGACGACGACCAAGGAGUGUCACGCAAGGAAGUCGCAAAGGGUUCACGGCGCGGCUACGAGGGUGGUAAGGGUCGCAAGGCGGUGGGAGCAGACAAGUUCAGGCGGGAUGGUGGUGGUGGUGGUGGCGGCAAGGGGCGAAACUGGGCGCGAUAGGCAUUCCCAAGAUAGCUUCUUGAGCUCCUUGAAUAGCAAUUCAGCAGCAAUGUACG
This is a messenger RNA of Jaminaea rosea, 1910 nucleotides long. RefSeq names its product DEAD-domain-containing protein. The transcript has 3 exons. Gene Ontology annotation, cellular component: nucleolus. Gene Ontology annotation, molecular function: RNA helicase activity; nucleic acid binding; ATP binding. Gene Ontology annotation, biological process: maturation of LSU-rRNA from tricistronic rRNA transcript (SSU-rRNA, 5.8S rRNA, LSU-rRNA). Lineage: Eukaryota; Fungi; Basidiomycota; Exobasidiomycetes; Microstromatales. The coding region runs from base 64 to 1854 and encodes 596 amino acids. The record is from RefSeq and is a predicted model, not a curated record.